AUUCAAUUGAAGGAAGUUUAUCGCGGUAUGAUGAUCACAGCGGCUCAUUUGCAUUUGAUGAUUCGCGACGCCUACGAUUCUGCCCGAUUUUGUCCUUCCGAGAACCAUGCCCAACACCAAAACAUUCGACAAUUAACGGGGAAAGUGGAGACUUCGAUGUGCCUGAUUUUGCAUUCUGCUAUUGGAGCCGAGGAAUACGAUAAUUCAAAUUUCUUUCGGGUGGCAGAACAAGUUCUUAAAUCCAAUGUACACCGCUACUACGACUGCUCGGCCAGAGAGAUUCGAGGUUGCCUUGUAGUCCGCUUUGCUGAUCGAAUCUUUGCUGGCAUUCAACGAGCGCUCUUCUACACCGAAGCACCGCAAACGUCAACCGUUCCUUACGUAUCUGAACAGAGUUCCUAAGAGGAACUAUAUAGAUUGCACCAAACAGAAAAUUACUCCUUUGAUUAUUUGCAUUC
Molecule: messenger RNA, 458 nt
Organism: Daphnia pulex (common water flea)
Lineage: Eukaryota; Metazoa; Arthropoda; Branchiopoda; Diplostraca; Daphniidae
Exons: 3
Coding region: 28-402 (124 amino acids)
Source: RefSeq, a predicted model, not a curated record